AUGUAUAAUCAGUAUCCGUUAAGUUUGAUACAGCGGGAAUUUGACCGACAACAGGCAGGGGAAAAAGAUUUAGUCCGAGAAUUUCAAACCCAAUUAUUAGAAUUAGAAAAAUUAUUAGACCCAAGUAUUAGAAAUAGUAGUGCUGCCAAUUUAGAGAAAAUAAAAGACAGUAUUAUCCAUCUACAACAAAUUAUUCAGCAACAGAAGCAAGAUUUAGCCGAAUUACAACAACUUUUAAAGGAUAAAGAAACGGCUCGUAAAUCUCUCGCCGAGCAAUACCAAAACAGCGAAACCGCUCGCACUAAUACUCUGAACCAACUAGACCAAACCACCAAAGAAAGCAAAGAUUUAGCCACCAAGUUGGAAGUUAUUGAAAAUAAUGAAAAGUUAUGUCGCCAAAAAAUAGAAGAGUUAGAAAAAAGUAACGUUUUAGAGCAGGCUCAAUUAAAAGUUAAUUUUAGUAAAAUGAAGCGGGAAAAAGAGGAGUUUAUUACUAAAUUACAAGUGGAAAUAAAGAAAUUAAAAACUAAACCAAAAACUGCCGAGAUAGAAACCCAAACCGAGAAUAUUCCCGCUCCGACUAAUUACUGA
Molecule: messenger RNA, 591 nt
Organism: Ambispora gerdemannii
Lineage: Eukaryota; Fungi; Glomeromycota; Glomeromycetes; Archaeosporales; Ambisporaceae
Source: the annotation of a GenBank genome assembly